Oncorhynchus masou masou (cherry salmon) is the source of this 708-nucleotide messenger RNA. RefSeq names its product glucagon-1-like. The transcript is spliced from 4 exons. NCBI's taxonomy places the organism in Eukaryota, Metazoa, Chordata, Actinopteri, Salmoniformes, Salmonidae. Gene Ontology annotation, cellular component: extracellular region. The record is from RefSeq and is a predicted model, not a curated record. Gene Ontology annotation, molecular function: glucagon receptor binding; hormone activity. The coding region runs from base 110 to 481 and encodes 123 amino acids. Gene Ontology annotation, biological process: response to starvation.
GCCAAAGAGAGAAAAACACAGCAGAGAUCUACUUACGCACAGCAGGCAGCCAGGUACAGACUCCCCUUUCUCACCGACACUCAACAGAGGGAACAGAGGAGGUCAAAAGAUGAAAGGCACCCACUCUUUCGCUGGACUUCUGCUCUUGAUCAUUGCUCAGAGCAGCUUGCAAAUCCCGCAGGAGGACACAGAGGACAACUCCAGCCUAUUGACAGAGGACUCUAUGUUCAGCGAGCCAAGGGAGCUGUCGAACACGAAGAGACAUUCAGAGGGAACAUUCUCUAACGACUACAGUAAAUAUCUCGAGUCGAGACGAGUGCAAGACUUUGUCCAGUGGCUAAUGAACUCGAAGAGAAGUGGGGGUCCCAUCAAACGACAUGCAGAGGGUACCUACACCAGCGACGUGAGCUCCUACCUGCAGGACCAGGCAGCCAAGGAGUUUGUGUCCUGGCUGAAGAAUGGCCGAGGCAGACGAGAAUAGGGCUCCUCUACUCAGUGUCUUAUUAUUCAGCCACAGAGUCCCAGUGUCUUAUUAUUCAGCCACAGAGUCCCAGUGUCUUAUUAUUCAGCCACAGAGUCCCAGUGUCUUAUGUCUUAUGAGCCCCCAGUCAAGAGAGAAUGCAACUCGUCCAGAAUGACCCCCCCCUGUUCAAUUUCCUGUUUCAUAACCUGUAUCCUCCUUCCUCUGGUCAUGCUAAUAAAUCCCCC